CCGGUGCGCACCAUCCUGCAGCUCUUCCUGGAGAAAGGGCGCCAGACCCCGCACAAGCCCUUGCUGCUCUACCGCGACGAGACGCUCACCUACGCGCAGGUGGACCGACGCAGCAACCAGGUGGCGCGGGCGCUGCGCGACCACCUGGGCCUGCGCCAGGGGGACUGCGUGGCGAUUUUCAUGGGCAAUGAGCCGGCCUACGUGUGGCUGUGGCUGGGGCUGCUCAAGCUGGGCUGUGCCAUGGCGUGCCUCAACUACAACAUCCGCGGCAAGUCCCUGUUGCACUCUUUCCAGUGCUGCGGAGCCAAAGUGCUACUGGCCUCGCCAGAACUACAAGCAGUGGUUGAAGAAGUGCUGCCAAGCCUGAUGAGAGAUGAUGUGUCCAUCUAUUAUGUGAGCAGAACUUCCAACACAGACGGGGUUGGCACUUUCCUCGACAAAGUGGAUGAAGUGUCGACCGAACCUAUCCCGGAGUCCUGGAGGUCUGAAGUCAUGCUUUCCACUCCUGCCUUAUACAUUUAUACUUCGGGAACCACAGGUCUCCCGAAAGCUGCGAAGAUCAGUCACCAUCGCUUAUGGAAUGGAACCGGCCUCAUGAGUGUGGCCAGGAUUAAGAAAGAUGACAUCAUCUAUACCACUCUGCCCUUGUACCACAGCUCUGCGCUCCUCAUCGGUGUAAAUGGAUGUAUUGCGGCGGGUGCUACUCUUGUUUUGCGGAACAAAUUUUCAGCCAGCCAGUUUUGGGAUGACUGCAGAAAAUAUAAUGUCACUGUCAUUCAGUACAUUGGUGAACUGCUUAGGUAUUUAUGCAACACACCUCAGAAACCGAACGAUCGUGAUCACAAAGUGAGAGUAGCGCUGGGCAAUGGCUUGCGAGGAGAUGUGUGGAGUGAAUUCAUCAGGAGAUUUGGGGACAUUCACAUUUAUGAGUUCUAUGCCUCCACUGAAGGCAAUAUCAGCUUUGUAAAUUAUACGAGAAAAAUUGGUGCUGUCGGAAGAAUAAACUACUUACAGAGAAAAGUUGUAUCUUACGAGUUGAUUAAAUAUGAUGUGGAGAAAGGUGAACCUGUCCGAGAUGGAAAUGGAUAUUGCAUCAAAGUUCCCAAAGGUGAAGUUGGACUCCUGGUUUGCAAAAUCACACAACUUACACCAUUUUCUGGCUAUGCUGGAGGAAAGGCUCAGACAGAGAAGAAAAAACUGAGAGACGUCUUUAAGAAAGGAGAUGUCUAUUUCAACAGUGGAGAUCUCUUAAUGAUUGACCAGGAAGGUUUCAUGUACUUCCACGACAGAGUUGGAGAUACAUUCCGGUGGAAAGGGGAAAAUGUGGCUACCACUGAAGUCUCUGACGUACUAGGACUAGUUGAUUUUAUCCAAGAGGUGAAUGUUUAUGGAGUGCCUGUUCCAGGUCACGAGGGUCGAAUUGGCAUGGCCUCAAUUAGGAUGAAGGAAGGUCACGAAUUUGAUGGAAAGAAACUCUUUAAGCACAUUGCUGAUUACCUGCCUGGUUAUGCAAGGCCUCGGUUUCUAAGGAUACAGGACACCAUUGAGAUCACUGGAACUUUUAAACACUGCAAAGUGACCCUCAUGGAGGAGGGCUUUAACCCUGCAGUCAUCAAAGAUGCCUUGUAUUUCUUGGAUGACAAAGCAGAAACGUAUGUGCCUAUGACUGAGGACAUUUACAAUGCCAUAAAUGCUGAAACUCUGAAACUCUGAAUAUUCUCAGGAUGAUAACUUAUAUCUCCAGAAAGAAACCGAAUGGAUCCAACUUUAAUUUGAUUGAAGAGUGUGAGGUGCAUUUUUUUAAGCAUACCAAUAAAGGGAGACUUUUCUAAAUUACACCUAAACUUUUGCAAGUGAAAAGAUUUAGAGAUCAUUAUUUUUCAGUGUGCACCUACUGUUUGUAUUUGCAAACUACGCUUGUUAGAGGGAGGGCUUGUUUGUGGGGGUCUUUUAAUAUGUAAUAAAA
Miniopterus natalensis is the source of this 1966-nucleotide messenger RNA. RefSeq names its product solute carrier family 27 member 2 (gene SLC27A2). The record is from RefSeq and is a predicted model, not a curated record. Gene Ontology annotation, biological process: bile acid metabolic process; long-chain fatty acid import into cell; long-chain fatty acid metabolic process. Lineage: Eukaryota; Metazoa; Chordata; Mammalia; Chiroptera; Miniopteridae. Gene Ontology annotation, cellular component: peroxisomal membrane; plasma membrane; endoplasmic reticulum membrane. Gene Ontology annotation, molecular function: long-chain fatty acid-CoA ligase activity; long-chain fatty acid transmembrane transporter activity.